Messenger RNA from Kalmanozyma brasiliensis GHG001, 354 nucleotides. RefSeq names its product Mitochondrial pyruvate carrier. The record is from RefSeq and is a predicted model, not a curated record. NCBI's taxonomy places the organism in Eukaryota, Fungi, Basidiomycota, Ustilaginomycetes, Ustilaginales. The transcript has 2 exons. Gene Ontology annotation, biological process: pyruvate import into mitochondria. Gene Ontology annotation, cellular component: mitochondrial inner membrane. The coding region runs from base 1 to 354 and encodes 117 amino acids.
AUGGCGUCUCAAUUCAUCAACUGGAUCAAGUCGCCAGCUGGCCGACAGUACUUCUUCUCGACACAUUUCUGGGGUCCCGUGGCCAACUGGGGUCUGCCCCUUGCAGCCAUUGCCGAUCUGUCCAAGGAUGAAGAGAUGAUCUCGGGCACCAUGAGCGGCGCUCUCUGCGCCUACUCGACCGUCUUCAUGCGUUUCGCCUGGAGAGUCCAACCGAGGAACUACCUGCUCUUUGCUUGUCACGCUACCAAUGCCACCGCACAGGCUGGCCAGCUGCUCAGGUUCGCCAACUACCACCACUUUGGCGGAAAGGAGAAGCGCGCCAAGCUCCCAACACCUCAGGUCGCAUCGGCAUAG